Tetrahymena thermophila SB210 is the source of this 3266-nucleotide messenger RNA. RefSeq names its product transmembrane protein, putative. The transcript is spliced from 10 exons. NCBI's taxonomy places the organism in Eukaryota, Ciliophora, Oligohymenophorea, Hymenostomatida, Tetrahymenidae. The record is from RefSeq and is a predicted model, not a curated record.
AAAUUUUUUAAAAUUCUGAGAUGACGGAUAAGAAAAAAUUUCAAACGCUAAAUAAAUUUAAGUUGAAUUUUCAACCAUAAUUUUGAUAAGUUAGUAAGAUGGAUUUAUGAUAGAUAGUAAGUUGACCAUCGAUUGUUCAUUGAAUAUUUUUUAAAAUAAUGAAAGUUAAUUAAUAGGAAAAACUUACAUUAAUAUCUAAAAAAUUACUAAAUUUGAUGAAUGGGUGAAUUUAAGGUAGAAAUCCAUGCAUCAAGAUAGUAAUAACAUAUAGAAAGAUGUUAAUUAAUUUUUUUUAAAGAAAUCAAAAAAACAAACUAUAAUCAUUUAUGUAUAUAAAAAACAGAGAGAAAAAAAUCAAAUUAAUUAUUGAUAAAGAAAAUACAGAAUAAAUAAGAAAAAGGAUGAUUGAAAUAAAGAAGACUUUAUUAUUUUUGUUAUAUUUUUUAAUUAACUGCUGUUAGUGCUAAGAUUAAUUUCCUAUCAAAUUGAUGAAUAAUACUUACGUGUAGUACAUAAAGGAGUUUAAUUCCAUAAUUUAUACCAAUUAUACUGGUUUUACCAUAUUCAGCACUCUUGAUAAGUAAGGCAAGAUUCAAAAUUCUUACAAACUGAAUAAUUAUUAGACAAACAAUCCUAAAGGCUAAGCAUGUUUCAUAAAUGAAACUAAAAUUUACUUGACAGACAGUAAUUUGGCAUAUUAUUAUAUCAUUGACUUCGACAAAAUUGGAAGUGGAAAUAUUUCUGACUAUUUGUUUUAGAAAAACUAUCCUUCUUUAACUUAUGCAUGCGAUAGAUAUCUUAUAACGAAAAUAGGUUCUAUAUUCUACAAUCUAUGCUUUAGCCCUCUUAAUCCUAAAAAUAGUUUUAUAAUUUCUGCGCCAACAUUUGAUAAUUUAUUUACUUCUACUAACAUUUUGUAUAACAAUCAAAGCACUUUUUCAAAUAAUCUUUCUUAUUAAGAUAAUGAGUAUUAAUUUAUAGUAAUGGGAAAUCGAAUAUUUAUGGAUGAUGGAAAUUACUAUUACUUAAAUCAGAACCAAACCUUUAAAAUUUUAAGUAGAAAGAAUAACCUUUGCUUACUUGGUGAUUAAACCUUAUGUAAAAUGUAGUUUUAAGGUAACUAAUUGAUGAUUGCUUAGAGUUAAUAUAAUAUAAAUUCAUAAUCUAGGUUAAUAGAAUUAUAAAAUAAGCCAUUUAUUGUAGCCUAUUAUAAUAGUUAGUUUACUAUAUUUGACGUAGAAAAGUUAUAGAUAGCAAAAACUCAAGGUGCUCCAUUAAUAUAAACUAAAUUCUUCCAAUAUCAAAAUUUCCUAUUCUUUUAGAACUAUUAUCAAGAGCUACAAUAUAACCAAUCAAAUGAUACUACUGUAAUUAUUUAGUAGUCUUUAAUAUAAAAUAUUCAACAAUUUAAUAUUCCUGCACCGUUGUUUAGCUAUGGUUUUACUUUUAAUUUAUAAUCUGGAUGCUAUGCUCCUUUAUCUCACAAGUGUUUUUCAUAUCUAAACUCAAUACAAAAGCUCUAUUAAAUGAUUCCAGGAUGCUAAUAAUACUCAGAUAAUUAACUUUCAAGCUGCUUGUAAUGUAACCCUUAAUACUUCAUGUAAAAUGGAAUUUGUGUUACUAAUUGCUAAUAAGGUUACUUUCAAGACGGUGUUAACUGCUUUCCUUGUUAUCAAAAUUGCUAAAGCUGCAAUGGACUACUAUUUACAGAUUGUUUAACAUGCAAAAAAGAUCUAUAUUAGUUCUAAGACAAUUCUUGCGGAAUUUGUAAUAAUGCAACUAAUGCUUAUUUAAUCUCUGGAAAUAAAUGUGAAUGCUAAAAUGGGUUUACCUAUUUUAAUUCCACCUGUAUACAAAAAUAAGACCCAGCAUAAUAAUAAUAGCAAAGUUACUAAUCGGAAAUAUUUACAUAAAGUAAGGUACAAUAGUUUACUCAGCAGUCUUAAGUAUCAUCAUAAGUUACAUUUGCAACCACUACAAUUUUGAGCUCCAUUCAGAAUUUUUUUUCUUCUACUAACUUUGGAGUUGUUAUAAAUGGCUUAACAUGUCUCAAAUUAAGUUAUUUAACUCUAGUUGAUACAAAUCUCCCCCAUUAAGUUUAUAAUCCAUUAAGCGUCAUAAUAAAUCAAUGUCCAACUCAGUCAUUUAAAAAUCUAAAUGCUUUUUUAUUGAUAGGUGAAGAGGAUUUAAAUAUUUACUUCAAUGCAAAAUAUCAAAAUAUUGGUUUGUCUUAUAUCAUUUUACAUACCAGCGGGUCUGCUUUCUUUCUAUUAUUGAUCUGCUGUUGCUUUAUUGCUCUUUUUUAUUAUUUGUUAGAGAUAAAUAAGAAUGAAAAAAUAUUAGAAAUUUCUCAAUUAGUCUAUUAAAAAUUAUUUUGUGGUUUUAUUAUUUAGUACAUCCAGCUAGUUAUGGCAAUAUUCGUAUUAGGCAUCAACUUAUAAAUAAAAUAGUUUUUUUUUGAUUUAGACAAAAGGACAAUAGGCAUAUACCUUACUUUGAUAAUCUUUGUUUUUUUGCCGUUGACUGUAUUAAUCUUCUUAAAGAUGUAUCAAUUAUUAAAUAAAUUUGAAAAUCCUUAAAAGGAAGUGAAUUUCUUGUAAAUAACUAAAGAAAAGAUUUAAAACGAAACUAUUUCUGAAUCAAGAAUAAGAAAAAAUUUUAUUUUAAUUUAUCUUUCAUUCGAGUCAAUAAUUAUUCCAACUAUAUUUAUUUAAUUUAGCUAGAGUUGGAUUGCUUUAGGAGUAUUGUCUAUAAUAUUUUAACUCUCUUAUGUGAUAAUUGUUAUCUACUUGAGACCAUUCUAUUCAAAGUUGACAAACAGCUACUUCAUAAUUGAUUCUCUCCUUUGGCUAUUUUAAUACAUUUAAUACUUUAUUCUGAGCUCAUACAGCUCAAAGAGCAAUAUGAAUAAUUAUGUGAAAAUAAUUGAUUCAGUUAGCUAUUCCUUUUUAAUUAACCUUUAAUUUAUUUUAUUAUAUCUUACUGUUCACAUGAUAAUAGAGUUGCUUGUUAAACUUUACGAAUACUUCAAAUAAAAACUAAUGUAAAAAGAUACCAAAGAAUAAAGCAAUAAAAUUGAUAUAAACUUAAUAAGCGAACAGCAUUCUUCAAACAAUAAAUUAAUAAUCAAUAAUACUAUUUAAAUGGUAAAAAUUGGAGAAUAAAAGCUAGAAAUUUUGUAAAUAAAUGAAAGUACUGAUGAAAAAAACUUAAAAAUUUAAAUAUAAGAAUAAUUAUAAGUUUAAAAAGAAAUUUAAAGUGUAUGA